This is a messenger RNA of Lates calcarifer (barramundi perch), 609 nucleotides long. It is a transcript of the gene uqcrh, whose product is annotated as cytochrome b-c1 complex subunit 6, mitochondrial. Gene Ontology annotation, biological process: mitochondrial electron transport, ubiquinol to cytochrome c. The transcript has 4 exons. The record is from RefSeq and is a predicted model, not a curated record. NCBI's taxonomy places the organism in Eukaryota, Metazoa, Chordata, Actinopteri, Centropomidae. The coding region runs from base 120 to 395 and encodes 91 amino acids.
GCGUUUUGUUGUGAAAGUCUGAUGACCGGAAACAGUGUAGUUAGCUCGUGUGACCUGCUGUGUCCUCCAACACUCGAGAUCUGACAGCCGGUCAUCUAAAGACAAGAGCAUCCGAAAUAAUGGUUUUCGAGGAGAAGAUGAUCAUGAACGGAGAGCCCGAUGAUGAGGAGGAAGAAGAGGAAGAGGAGGAAGACAUGGUGGAUCCUCUUGAAACAGUGCGACAGAAGUGUGAAGAGGCAGAGCACUGCGUCCACACUCGGGAGCGCCUGGAGCAGUGUGAGACCAGAGUUGGCUCUCGGUCUUCGACAGAGGAGGAUUGCACUGAGGAGCUGUUUGACUUCCUGCAUGCUCGGGACCACUGUGUGGCACAUAAACUUUUCCAUUCUGUCAAAUGAAAUCUUUCCUGAUUGAUGCACCAGUGGCUGAUGACAUUCUUCAAAUAUUGUAUUAUGAGGAGAACAUGGUUUUGAAUACAUCCAUAUGUGGAUCUGCUGUAUGUUGUAACUUUAAAUGUAUACUAUGCUGUAUCUGCCCAUGUGAAGAAACUUCAGUAUUUAAUGAGGUAGUCUGAGUCAACAUUUCAUUAAAGUGGAUGGCUUGAAAACCUUA